AUUCGAGGUUCUUUCUUCGUCGUUUCUUCUGGGUCUCCUGCUUGCCUGCCUUUUCCAUGCGAGCCGAUCUCAUCGCCAUCGAUUGGAAAAGAAACCAUCUUAGCCGGGGGAAACGACGUGAUUAGCUUUUAUCGACACCCUUUUGUUUCCAUCGUGAAUUUGUUACUUUGGUUGAGGAUUUUAGCAGUUUGGUGUUUUAGACCAAGCUUGGUGAUAAUGAUGGUUCCUCUUCCUCAGAAACGGAACAUAGCAUUCCAUUACGACAUUAAUGCAAGCCUUGCUGAAGCAGGGUUGCGUUCCUUCUCCAUUACAGGAAGGCAGAAGAACCUCCGGAGGCUCCCUCAUAUUUUCAGUCGGGUUUUGGAGCUGCCUUUCCAUGCGGAGGCCGAUGUUUCUGUCCAAGAAGAUGAGGCCUGCUUCAGGUUUGCAUUGAUCACUGAUCAGAUCACUGGGGAUGUUGAAGCCCAUCUGGUGGAGGUCAUUCCUGGGGUGUCCAAGAUCAUAAUUCGUGGAGAGAACAUGCUCGAAUUGUCAUUCGACGAGCUGGAACUGGACUUAUGGCGGUUCAGGCUGCCACCAUCUACUAGGCCGGACCUCGCUAAAGCUGCUUAUAUAGCAGGAGAGUUGAUUAUCACUGUCCCCAAGAGUGCAGAUUGUUCAGAUGAGAGUGCUGCAGAAGGUGAAGAAGAAAAUGGUCCUAAUGGGAAAGAUGAUUGGCGUGAAGCUUCACCGGAUGCAGAGAUCAAUGGUGGUUAUGGAAGUGGAGAUGGAGGAGCAUCGACUAACGGGUCAGCCAAAUUGCAGGAACUAGAUUGCAAAGUGAAUGUUGGAAGCUCAAUUAUCUCUAGGCUUGAGCCGCUUGUUCUUGUACAGUGAGGCCUCUUUGCGGCAACUCUUUGUUUUCCUCUGGGGCUUGAAAAUGUGCCUCAUGUCUGACUCAUCCUUCUGGUCAUCCUUUAUUGCGUUUUUUUUGCUUAAAGUGAAUACAUACUGCGUCCUAGUACUGAGUCAUAGGCUUCUUUCAACUGUAGUUGUGUUUCUCCCUGCAAUCGCAAGCGAGCAACCAACUGUUGUUGAUCUCUCUGUAACUAUGAACUAUCCAUUGCUUUCUGCAACUUGAGAAAUUCAAGGCACCAAUCAGAUGCCUUUACAAAAGGAGGUGGUAUUUCGGGAAAAAAACACGGAUGUAGGACGUUUUCAGGAGUA
Molecule: messenger RNA, 1206 nt
Organism: Nymphaea colorata (pocket water lily)
Lineage: Eukaryota; Viridiplantae; Streptophyta; Magnoliopsida; Nymphaeales; Nymphaeaceae
Exons: 2
Coding region: 217-876 (219 amino acids)
Source: RefSeq, a predicted model, not a curated record